Messenger RNA from Hyaloscypha bicolor E, 2664 nucleotides. RefSeq lists its product as uncharacterized. The transcript has 4 exons. Lineage: Eukaryota; Fungi; Ascomycota; Leotiomycetes; Helotiales; Hyaloscyphaceae. The coding region runs from base 257 to 2548 and encodes 763 amino acids. The record is from RefSeq and is a predicted model, not a curated record. Gene Ontology annotation, molecular function: zinc ion binding.
CGUGAUCCCGUGAUCACAACAGCCAUAAAGGCGAGGAUGAGCGCAUCGUGAUCUUUCCUUUCAGCUCCCUCGUCAGAUUUGGACUUCUGUUUGUCAUCUGCUUAUUCUUGUGUCCAGCCAAAUCAUCGCGACAAGGCAACCCCGCAACCGCAGCCCCAGGCCCCAGCCCCAGGCGCAACGCCAACAAACGUCAGCCUAUUCCCAUUCCCCAGCUCCGCCCAUUUCGCCCCCGGACUUGAGCUUUCAGGUCAUGACCAUGGCAUCUGGAACCCCUCCAACAGAUUCCGCCUCACGCGCUUUGGAUCAUCACCUGAAAGCCAGGGUUUGUCGAUAUUUCGGAGCAGGUUAUUGUCGAGCAGGCAAUGCAUGUCCUUUCCUGCAUGAUGACACACGACUUCCUGGAGCUCCAGUAGUUAAUACGAGACCAGCACAGAGGGAGGUGGCAGAGGCUUCGUCGUCAGCAAGUGCACCGAAUAUGCCGAGAGAGGACGGGAUGAUUCAAGAUCGGAGACAGGCUGUUACGAAACCAGCCCCUGCUUCACGCGUUGUACCAAAGCCAAUCCCUCAAGCGCAGGCCAAGGAUCCAAGGGAGUUCCAACUGGGCCAAAUCCGGAGACGGUUUUCUCCCAAAGAGACGAGGCAGGCGGACGGAGGAACCUUGCUCAAGAUCAGCCUUACCCCCUCGGAUCCUGACUUCCCGUUUGAGAUGACGGCCUUGGAAUGUUUGCUCUCUGUACCAGUAAAGUACCCAGGAGCUAGACCAACACUGAAGGUUGGCAACAAGGACAUCCCACGAGGCUUUGCUCUCAAUGUCGAGGCUGGCUUUGACGCCAUAGCCAACGACAAGCCCGAUACAAGUCUUUUGGAGCUGAUGAAAGCUCUUGACAAGAAUCUUGAGGCGUUCUUGUCAGCUCCAAAAGCAGAUACAGUUAAAUUAGUGCCGAAUAAAGACACAAGACAUCUUUCAGCUUUACCUUAUCGUUCAGUUGAGCCUUCAGUAGUAACCACUGAUGCCAAAGCUAUGGGAAGUGCUAAUGGCCAUGGUGCACCAACUUAUGUCAAGCCGGCAGAGAUUUUCACAGAGGAGCAGAAGGCCGAAGCAUCGAAGAAAAGAGAGUCCGAGACCAGACAGCUGGAGGCGAGAAUGGGACGACUUCCCCUUUACAAGAAGUCUGGCGAUGGGAUAGCUUAUAUCCUUCCACUGGAACUAAGGCGACGAGCAGAGUUACCUGUACAAUUACAAGCAGUUAAAACCGUUCAACUCUUUGUUCCGUUACUGUAUCCCCUUCAGCCCUGCAGAAUUGGAUUUGAAGGAGUUGAUCCGGCAGACUCGGAAGCAGUUGUUUAUGGAUUUGAGCAGAAGUCUACGGAGAAGAAAGACACUACCUUGAUGGGCCAUGUCAAUUUCCUGGCACAGAAUAUGCAUGUUCUGGCGAAGACUCCUCUUGAGCCAAAGGUUGUUCCUCAGCUGGCCCCCUCGCUUACGCCAGUUGCCCCUGAUUCCAUGGAUAAGGGAAAAUCGGUUGAGAGUCAACAAGAUCCGGACCGAAACCACAUUCAAUACAUCACUCGUCCUCCUGAAUGGACGGUCAUUGACGCCGACGACCCUUCUGGAACCGACACUGACGAUCUUUAUUCCUAUGACACAGAAGAGGAGACGUCGGAUUAUGAGGGUGGAAUUGGAGUCAAAGCCGCAACAGCUGGCGAGUCGGAACCCUCUCAAGAGCCGGCCCAGAAUCCAGAGCGAGGCACUGCAAUCUCGUUUCCUUUUAUUGAACUCUAUGGCCUUGAGCUUCUUGGGGUUGUAGUCCUGAACAUCACAGUCAAGUGCGAGAGGUGCAAGGACGUUACGGAGAUAAAGGGGCUUAAAAAUGGCAUCAUGAAGUCAGAGGGUUGCCGGAAAUGUGCCAGCCAACUGAGCAUCACCUUCCGAAGAGAUUUAGUUCACGCACACGCCGUUCGAGCAGGGUUCUUAGACCUCGAGGGCUGCAUUGUGGGAGAUAUGCUGCCUAGCACAUUCAUACCCACCUGCUCUCAAUGCUCAACCGCCUACCCGGCACCCGGCAUCGUCUCCGUGCAAGGCGAAUCAACAACCAACGUCUGCCGCGAAUGCCACCAAAAAUUCACCUUCAAACUCCCCUCCGUCAAAUUCCUGCGCAUCUCCACAUCCGGCCGCCUGCCACCCUCCUCCGGUCCACGCCGCAAGAAAGAAACCCUCGGUCUCCAAGCUGGAACCGAGCUCCCAAAACGCGGACGCUGCCGCCAUUACUCAAAGAGUUAUAGAUGGUUUCGAUUUAGCUGUUGUCAGAAGGUGUAUGCGUGUGAUAAAUGCCAUGAUGAGGAGGAAGAGCACCCGAAUGAGUGGGCGAAUCGCAUGAUUUGUGGAUGGUGUUCCAGAGAGCAGAAUUAUCGGCCCGAGGAUUGUGCGGUUUGUCAUGGGGUUAUGAGUGGGAAGAGGGGAGGGGGAGGGUUUUGGGAGGGUGGGAAGGGGACCAGGGACAGAGUGAAGAUGUCCAGAAAGGACAAGAGGAAGUUUAGGAGACCGUAGCACCUCAUCAAUUGGCCUUGGAGAGCUUUAGUACUUAAGAUGACUAGGUGGACUAAGCAAGAACUGCAAUGGCCACCAAUCCUCCUCUACAAUAGCUUCUGCGCCCCAAAAGUCGU